CCAAAUUGAGAGCAGAAAAAAAGAAAAGAAAACGUUAAUGAUGGCGUCGAAACUUAGCCCAGAAUUUGCUUACACAGUUGUGUACGUCAAGGACGUAGCGAGAUGCGUGGAGUUCUACAAAAAUGCUUUUGGUUUCAGCGUCCGUCGCUUGGACGAAUCCCAUAGGUGGGGAGAGCUGGAGAGCGGGCAGACCACAAUAGCCUUCACACCGCUACAUCAGCACGAGACGGAUGAUCUGACUGGAUCCGUUCAGACGCCGGAGUACGCCCGCGACAGAGCUCCUGUUGAGGUUUGCUUUGUAUACUCCGACGUCGAUGCUGCCUACAAGAAAGCGGUGGAGAACGGUGCAGUGCCUGUGAGUGAGCCAGAACAAAAAGAAUGGGGUCAGAAAGUUGGGUACCUACGAGAUCUUAAUGGGAUCGUGGUGCGAAUCGGAAGCCAUGUUCACCCACCAAAGCAUGACUAAAAUCAGAUAAACAAAGCCUUCCUUCCAUGUGCUUUUUCUAAGAGGGGCCAAAACAAAAAAAAAAACAAAAAGAAAAAAAUCCUUUCAUGUUAAAUUUCCUCGGAGGCGCCUUUUAUGUUUCCGUUUGAUCAUGUUUGUUGACGUGAAAUUUCGUUAAUAGUAAUGUACCAGGUUAUCGCUUAGUAGCCGAUUAGAUUACCGGCCAAACCAAGUGUUAAUAACUACUUUGUAUCCG
Messenger RNA from Morus notabilis, 701 nucleotides. RefSeq lists its product as uncharacterized. NCBI's taxonomy places the organism in Eukaryota, Viridiplantae, Streptophyta, Magnoliopsida, Rosales, Moraceae. The record is from RefSeq and is a predicted model, not a curated record. The coding region runs from base 38 to 466 and encodes 142 amino acids. The transcript is spliced from 3 exons.